AUGAAGAAGGAAACAAAAUCGACGAUGCGCUCGUUGGUGAACAUCGGCUCCGAAGUUUAUGUCCAAGCGAAAGCGGAAGACCGCAGUCAUAUAUUCGUGAAUAUUGGAAUGGGCUUCCAUGUCGAGUUCACGCUCGAUGAGGCAUUGGACUUUAUCGAUAAGAAAUUAGCCAAAUUAAAGACAGAUGUGGUUCUCAAAAACGCAGAUGUGGAACGCGAAAAGCAGAACUAUUACAGUGUUGGUCUUGCGUGCAGAUCGGUUCAUUCGUAG
Messenger RNA from Blastocystis hominis, 270 nucleotides. RefSeq lists its product as hypothetical. Bases 1 to 270 code for a protein of 89 amino acids. Lineage: Eukaryota; Bigyra; Opalinata; Blastocystidae. The transcript is spliced from 2 exons. The record is from RefSeq and is a predicted model, not a curated record.